Oppiella nova is the source of this 1038-nucleotide messenger RNA. NCBI's taxonomy places the organism in Eukaryota, Metazoa, Arthropoda, Arachnida, Sarcoptiformes, Oppiidae. The record is from the annotation of a GenBank genome assembly.
AUGAGUUCAUUACUAGUCAAUCGGUGCCAUUGUUUGACUCCUUUCGGCACCGAUUCUGGCGAUUCCCAAGACAUCGAAGUGAGGAUUGCAGUUGAGCCAGGCAAUCAUGACUGCUAUUAUCAGGACGUCAAACGGGACCACAACCUCGACCUUUCCUACCAGGUGGUCGAGAUAUCGUCCCGAUUCAACUGGAUAUACACGCCCUCCCACUCCUCUGACCUCACCAUCGACUUCAUCGUCAAAGACCCCAAUGGGGUCGAGAUCUUCAGAGAAAUGCGUCGAAAAGAGGGACAACACGUCUAUAAAGCGCCAGAACAAGGAGUUUAUGCCAUUUGUUUGGACAACAGCUUCAGCACAGUGUCCGCAAAGAUAGUCAAUCUGGAGAUCUAUGUCUACUCGACGUCCGACGAGAACGACAGGUGGGGAAUGGAUGGAGACUUCACUUUCCCCCCUGAAGUCCAGUAUUUAGAUUCUGUUGAAUCGAUUAAAACAUCCAUCAACAAAGUAAGGGAUGACAUGAUUCGCGUGACUCACGAACAAGAGAUAAGGCGAGCCGUCGAGAACAGGGACCGGAAUAUCGCGGAAUCCAAUUAUGAUUACGUCAAUCGCUUCUCAAUGCUCUCAAUCGGCGUUAUGUUUAGUGUGGGAUUAGUGCAGAUCUAUCUGAUCCGUAGUCUCUUUGAGAACAAGAGUUAUGUUAAAAAGAUAUUCAAAGGCUAUUAACGUUAGCCAAAAGCCUAUUCAAUGACUCAAUACUAUUCAAAAUUAAUUCCAAAUAUAAAUAUCGAAACUAAAGUAAAAAAAGUAAAUCCAUUUGAAAUGAAUUGACGGAACUAGUCAUCACAUGCGGUCAUAAUCAAAGCCAAACACUUAUAUCCGAACCAGACGUGCCUUUAACACAGUAUCCAACGGCUGCUCAUACACUGUAUUCAAUUUUGUCAUUAGUUUAAUUAGAUUUUAUAUAUUUUUCCACUUUUUAUUUAAUAUAUUUUCAUUUAAAGUACAAUUAAAACAAUAAAAUUAAAAUUUUUCAAUUGA